CACAAAACAUACUCCUGCCGAAGCGCUGAGAAGUAGCUAGACAAGAAUAAUGGGGUUCAGUGAGGCACAGGAAGAGCUCGUCCUCCGUUCAUGGAAAGCCAUGAAGAGCGACUCUGAGUCGACUGCUCUUAAGUUCUUCCUCAGGAUCUUUGAGAUCGCGCCGGGUGCCAAGCAGAUGUUCUCCUUCCUGCGCGACGCCGGCGACGCGCCGCUGGAGAAACACCCCAAGCUCAAGGCCCACGCCGUCACCGUCUUCGUUAUGGCAUGCGAGUCGGCGACGCAGCUGAGGAGCACCGGCGACGUGAAGGUGAGGGAGGCCACCCUGAAGCGGCUGGGCGCGACGCACGCCAGGGCGGGCGUCGCCGACGCGCAUUUCGAGGUCGUCAAGACGGCGCUGCUGGACACCAUCAGGGACGCGGUCCCGGACAUGUGGACGCCGGAGAUGAAGGCGGCGUGGGAGGAGGCCUACGACCAGCUGGCCGCCGUCAUCAAGGAGGAGAUGAAGAACGCCGCCGCCGCCGAGGAGCAGACGAAGAACGCCGCCACCGCCGCGGAGGAGACGACGAACGCCGCCGCCGCCGAGGAGGAGACGACGAACGCCGCCGCGGCUGUUGAUGCUUCCUAGCUCCUAGCCUAGCCUCCUGCUACGCUCCUCUGCUAGCGACCGUGGCACGCGCACCGCUGCGUUAAUGGGUGUUUUUGGACUGCUGCUGGCCUGAUACCUAACUACGGAGCUGUCGCUAAUGCUGCUGCAUUUUUGUUUGUCGACCGCAUCAUUUUUGUGAUGAUGAAUAAAAUAUUCAGAAAAGGCC
Zea mays is the source of this 812-nucleotide messenger RNA. Its product is annotated as hemoglobin 2. The coding region runs from base 50 to 625 and encodes 191 amino acids. The transcript is spliced from 4 exons. Lineage: Eukaryota; Viridiplantae; Streptophyta; Magnoliopsida; Poales; Poaceae. Gene Ontology annotation, molecular function: heme binding; oxygen binding. The record is from RefSeq and is marked validated.